AUGGAACACAUUGGAUCGGCGAGAACCAGCGAAGUUCUGCGGCGUGUGAUGGUGAUUGCUGGAAGGUGCUGGUCGGCGUGCUUCCCGGAGAUCCGAGUGCUGCAGGGACUGCUAACAUGGGAGAAAGGUUCACAGCAUCUCGAACCGCUCGCUCCCUUGAAAAGUUUGGUCUUCGACAACUUGGUGAGCGAGGGUUCCUUUGGGCAAAUCUUCGGUGGCACUUGGUGCGGUCGCAGAGUGGCCAUCAAGGUGUUGCGCAGUGAGAGCAGUGGCAUCGAGGAGGCGGUGUUGAUGAAGUCGUUGUGUCACCCCAAUGUGGUCGAGGCAAUUUUCUUCGCAGAGGUGGCGCACGAGUUGAUGGGCAUGCAACUUUGGUUGGUGCAGGAGUUUUGCGAUUGUGGCACAUGGGGCAGCCACUGCGUUUCGCCUCGCAAUGCGUGGGCUGGCCUGUGCGAGGCACGGGAUAUGUGUGCGGAGGUGUGCUCAGCAUGCAACUGGCUGCAUUCGCGAGGAGUUCUGCACGGUGACCUUGCAGACGGCAACGUGUUGCUGUCGAGCAACGACAGUUGGAAAGGUUUUGUUUGCAAGGUCGGAGAUUUCGGCUCUGCUUGCAAAGUGCCAAAUGGCGUGGACAAGGUGUGCAGCAAGUCCUUGGGGACCGUGAAUUUUUUGGCCCCCGAGUGCCUGGAACCCGAGGGCGACGGCAGCAUGCAAAGCCGCGAGCGAGAUGUGUUCGCUUUUGCCCGACUCAUGUGGCAGGCGCUGACUGGGCAGCGGCCCUUCUUCGGUUGUUCCGCCAUCCAGGCCGCGGGAAAUCACCGGAAGUUUACAGCAGAUUUCUGGAAGAUGGGAGUCGGAUAA
Messenger RNA from Symbiodinium sp. CCMP2456, 861 nucleotides. The record is from the annotation of a GenBank genome assembly. NCBI's taxonomy places the organism in Eukaryota, Dinophyceae, Suessiales, Symbiodiniaceae.